GCCGUUGGGCCCGCCGGGGGCCCCCCCGCGGGGCGGGGGCCCCCCGGGGCCCCCCGGGGGCCCCCCGGGGUGCGAAAAAGCGCAGGAAAACCCCUUGUGGCGCUCGCGAGAAAGCCAACCCUUCGCCCGGAAGCUGGGAGACGCGCUGCUGUUCUCAGGCUCCGCCAACGAGCAGCUGGGAGCCGCAGUGGCCGAGAGACUCUCCACGAGACUGGGCCGGGUCUCAGUCUCCCGCUUCGCCGACGGAGAAGUCAACAUCCAGUUCCUCGACUCGCUCCGCGGCAAAGACGUUUACCUCAUUCAGCCCACCAGCUCGCCAGUCAACGACCACCUCCUCGAACUUCUCCUCAUGGUCUCCACUUGCCGCCGCGCCUCCGCCAAAAAGAUCACCGCCGUCAUCCCCUACUUCGGCUACGCCCGCCAGGACCGCAAGAUGAACAGCAGAGUCCCCAUCUCCGCAGCGGACGUGGCUCGGAUGAUGGAGGCGAUGGGGGUGGACCGCGUGGUGGCCGUGGACCUGCACUGCGGGCAAAUCCAGGGCUUCUUCGGGCCCCGCGUUCCCGUAGAUAACGUCGAGGCCCAAAUUGUGGGGCUGGACUACUUCGAGUCCAAAGACCUCCACAAGCCCGUAGUCGUUUCCCCAGACGCGGGCGGCGUCUACAGGGCGCGGAAGUUCCAGGAGGGGAUGGUGGGUCGGGGUUACAAGGAGUGUUCAAUAGCGAUGUUGAUAAAGCGGCGGGUGCGGGCGAACGAAGUGGAAAGCAUGGACUUGGUGGGGAGCGUGGAGGGCCGCGACGCCAUCAUCGUCGACGACAUGAUCGACACGGCCGGGACGCUCGUGGAGGCCGCGCGCGAACUCAAAAGCAAAGGCGCUCGCCGGGUCUUCGCCUUCGCCACUCACGGGCUGUUUUCGGGGCCCGCGAUCGAUCGCAUUCAGAAGAGCGCUCUCGAGGAGGUUGUUAUCACUGACACCAUCAAGGUCGGGGGGGGUUUAGGGUUUAGGGUUUAG
Eimeria necatrix is the source of this 1009-nucleotide messenger RNA. Its product is annotated as phosphoribosylpyrophosphate synthetase, putative. The transcript is spliced from 3 exons. Gene Ontology annotation, molecular function: magnesium ion binding; ribose phosphate diphosphokinase activity. The annotation marks the transcript as partial. Gene Ontology annotation, biological process: purine nucleotide biosynthetic process; 5-phosphoribose 1-diphosphate biosynthetic process. Gene Ontology annotation, cellular component: ribose phosphate diphosphokinase complex; cytoplasm. The record is from RefSeq and is a predicted model, not a curated record. NCBI's taxonomy places the organism in Eukaryota, Apicomplexa, Conoidasida, Eucoccidiorida, Eimeriidae.